Rotaria sordida is the source of this 2913-nucleotide messenger RNA. The record is from the annotation of a GenBank genome assembly. NCBI's taxonomy places the organism in Eukaryota, Metazoa, Rotifera, Eurotatoria, Philodinida, Philodinidae.
AUGGAGAAUUGGACAGUAAAGAAAGUUGGUGAUUGGUUGAAAGCAAAUGGUUUUAAAAAGCAAGUUAAAAUAUUUAAGGAUAGGAACAUAGAUGGAAAUGCUCUAAUGAAACUAACGGAUGAUGAUAUUGUACAACUACUUUUGGAAGUUAAUAAAGAUGGAACGAUACAAGAACCAACAAUUGGAAUGAAAAGUAGAUUUAGAACAAUGUUAAUAGAAUGGAAAAGAGAGAAUGAACAAAAAAAGCAGACUAAUCAAGAUGAAACUGCUAAUGUUUCAUCUAUCAUCGUUCCAUCUAAUGCGACUGAUUUAACUAAUUUAAAUGAGGUUAAACACCAAGAUGAUGUCGUUUCUAAAAAAUCUAAAAAGAAACACUCUGAUAAUGAUAUAUGUGAAGUUAAUUAUUUAAUUGAAGAUGACAUUCAUAUUCAAUUCCUCAGAAAUCCAAAAUUUCUUCCCUAUUUAAUUAAUUACAUAAAACAAGAAAUAUUUUCAAUUGAAAUUGAUAUUAAACAAGUAAAUUCAAAAGAUGAUGAAUCAUUACUUAAUUAUACGGUUAAAUUAAUAGGAAAAAAACAACAAAUUCGAGUUGUUCGAAGUUUUAUUAAAAAUUUAUUUAAAUCAAUAAAAUCAAAAAUUUAUCAUCAAAAUAAAAUUCGAAAAUGGUUAUUUGAUUUAACAUUCAUUAAUAUUAUUCAAAAUAUAUUAGAUAAUGAAAGUCAUCUAUUUACUCUAUGUCAAUUUAGUAGAAGAAAUAAUAAAAUCUUAGAAAUUUAUUAUUUUGAUAAUGAAAAAUUUAAUUCUUUUCAAAAUCCUAUUGAAAUUGAUAAUAUCAUUCAAAAUCAAAUUUCCGAAGAAAAUAUUAUUUUAUCAUCAAAUAAGCAUUUACAAAUUAUUGAACAUAUAGAUAUAAAUUCAAAAAAAAUCUUAUCAAAUUAUAAAAUUGGUCCAUCGAAAAAAUAUGAAGAAGAACUACAUAAGAAUAUAAAUCAAUAUGAACAAGAUAAUAUGUUAAUUUCUAUUACUCGAAAUCCAUAUUGUAAAAAUCGAAGUAAUACAAAACAAAUAAUUAGAAUAUUUGGAUAUCGAAAAUUCGUCGAAGAAAUUUUGCAAAAGUUCAAGGAUUUAUUCGAUAAAUAUAGAUUGAGAAAAUAUAAAUUUAGUCAAUUUUCAUCUGAACAACUUGACUAUCUUGCAGACACUUUUGGUCAAGCAUUGUCUAGUGUUGGAGAAGAAUUUCAAGACGGUUAUGUAAUUUACCAUUUAAGACAAAAUCAAUUUUAUGCACCAGAAUUUUUAAAAAAUGAAGUUCAAAAUUUUAUCAUAAGUUUAUUAUCCAAUUUAAAUACAAAAACACUGAAAACAACAGAAUUCUAUUAUGAUAUUGCUGAUAAAUUAUGUUCAAAUAUAAAAAAUAUUGCUCAACAAAAUCAUUGUUAUUGUGAAUUAAAAUUAAAAACAAAAUUAAAAUCUUAUUCAAUUCCAAGAUCUAAUGAAAAUACAUUGAUUACAUCGAAAUCAAUUAUUGAACAAUCAAAUUUAUUGUGUUCAUUACCAUUCGUUUUUUGUCAAACGAAAUUAACCCAUGGAUCAAUUGACGUUCUUAUGGGUGAUAUUGCUUUACAAAAAGUCGAUAUUAUUAUUAUUCCGUCAACAUCAUUUGGAUUAAAAGAAAAUUUAAUCGAACGAGCAGGUAAAAUCAUUGAACAGCAAUCAUUAAAUCAAACGGAUCAAAAAGAAAAUGAAACAAAUUCAAUGCCAUUCAUUACUGAAACAACUGGUGGAGAGUUGAAUUGUAAAAAAAUUUUAUUUGUAAAUUGGUCGUUACCAACAAUGAUAACAAAUGAGGAUUAUUUAAGUGAUUCGAUUCGAUUAUUUAUUUCGAAAUCGAUUCAGUACGUUAUCAUGAAUAGUCAACAAGAGAAUUUAAAAAUUCAAUCAAUUGCAUUUGCAGUUCCUGAUUCAUGUAAACACGAACAAAUUUUAGCAGAAGAAAUGGUUGAAGAAACAAUCAAUCAAAUUAAUUUAACAAAAUCUUUAUCAUUAAAAGUAUCAUUUAUUUUAUUACCCGAUCAACAAACAUUACAUCAACAAUUUUUAAAUGUUAUUCAGACAAUACAAACUACGAAUGAUAAUUUUGGAAUUUUUUGUUGUCCAGCAUCAACCAUUACAAUUACCCUUACAUCAUCAAAUCCUGAAUAUUUUACAGAAUGCGAAAAAAAAAUUAAUAAUUAUUUAAAAAGAUCUACUUUUGAAAUGAAUCUAGAUGGAUUUCAACAUUGGAAUCAAUAUAUGAUCAAUGCUUUUUAUAAAUAUUCUAAUGAUAAACAUGUUUUACCUAAAUUAGAUAAUCAACAACAUAUUGUAUUAUAUGGUCCUAUAAAUAAUGUUUAUGAAGUUUAUCAAAGAUAUCAAUUAAUAAAUGCAUUAAUUCAAGAAAAAACAAAUUUAUUAUCACUAUUUUCAACAAAUAUAUCAUCCACUAAUUUCAAUAUUAUGUUAAGUUAUUCACAAGAUGAUUCGAUAAUAUCACAUCGUUUAGCUAAUCGUCUUAUUGAUGAAGGCUUUUCUGUAUGGAUGAAUUCAAAUCAAUCAACAGAAUUCGAUCAAAUAUUAAGAAAAAUAAAAAAAUCUGAUUGUAUUAUUCUUUGUAUAAGUGAAAAUUAUUUUCAAAAUGAAUUAUGUGAAAAAGAAGCAAAAUAUAUUGAUGAAAUAGGAAAAUGUAUGAUUCCAGUAAAAGUUCAAUAUUAUGAACCAAUUGAAUGGUUACAAAAAUUAAUUGAAAAAGAAUCAUAUUUUCAAUUAUUUGGAUCAGAAAAUCAUUUUAAUUUAGAAUAUGAUAAAUUAUUAUUAAAAAUUGUAAGUUUAUCGAAAUAUGCCAACGACAAAAAUGAUCGAAUUUUAAGAAAAUAG